AUGCUCCACCAAGGCCAAGGAGCCACACACACUUUGAUGAAGAAGAGGAAGAAGAGGAGCCGCAAGCUCGAUCGAGUGAGGAACCCAGUCGAGUGGAGUGCUCCUGAUGGCCGUCUACCAUCUCCAGACCACGACCUUGCCUCCCAGUUCUUUGGGGGCACUGAGGCUAAGUUUGGGGGUGCCAACUCGAGCUCGAUCGAGUUGGGUGUAAAAACCAGAAAAGUGGUCUUUUGGAGCAUUCUGGAGCAUAUGGGACGUGAGGAGCAUGGAGGGACUUGGCGCAUGGACGCAGCUCAACUGGAUACGCAAAGGAAGAAGGAGGAAGCCAUCUUGAAGACCAGCUCGACCAUCUACUCGACCAACCGGUCGAGUUCCUCAACUCGACCGGCCAAGCUUCAACUCGAUCGAGCUGGAAGUCAAAGUCAAACCCGAAAAAUGUUGCUUCCCCCUUGA
Messenger RNA from Microthlaspi erraticum, 453 nucleotides. The record is from the annotation of a GenBank genome assembly. NCBI's taxonomy places the organism in Eukaryota, Viridiplantae, Streptophyta, Magnoliopsida, Brassicales, Brassicaceae.